GCUGCACACUCAUUUCAUUUGUCUGCGUGUCUUCUCAUCUGGUGCCAACAUGAAUUUGAAGCUCCUCUUCUUUUGCCUCUUUCUUGCUGUGAUCCUCAUCCCAGCCCAAACAAAACCUGACAAACGUAAAAAGCAUCAUCGUCACCGUGACCAUGGAAAUGGUCCUCAAGAAAUCAGGGGUCGAAAACGUGGACGACAUGAAAGAAGGAGACAACUAUUUCAAGACAUAAUUAAUGACAUGUUCUUUGGAAUCUCUGGAGAAGAUGACGACGACGACGAUGAUGACCCAAGUGAAUGGCUCUUUGACAUUCAAGAGCCAGCGGGCCAAUGUGACCCAAACCCUUGCCAAAAUAAUGGCGUUUGCAAGGAAAAAGGAAAGAAAAGAAAAUUCAAAUGUGACUGUCAAAAACCUUUCAGGGGAAGACGCUGCGAGAAAGGACCAAGAAUUUGCAAGAAGGGUACAUGCGGUCGUGGCGAGUGUGUGUUGACUUCCACUCCACCUUAUUUUGAGUGCAAAUGCAAGCAUCCCUUCCAGCCGCCACGGUGUAGAACAUAUACUACUUGUGAGCCUAAUCCAUGUAUGAAUGGUGGAGAAUGCAUCAAGGACGGUGAUGACUUUGAUUGCAACUGUCCUGAAGGCUUCAGUGGUCGUUUCUGCAACGUUGGCCCUAACGACUGUUAUGAGGAUGAUGGCGAGUCAUAUCGUGGCAACGUGAGUGAGACGAUUGAUGGAGACGAAUGCCUCUAUUGGAACUCUCAUUUCAUCCUGGAGAGCGGAAUAGAUCCUUUCAACACAUUUGAGGACAGUGAUGGCCUUGGCCCUCACAACCGCUGCAGGAACCCAGAUGGCGACUUGUCACCAUGGUGUUUCUACAGAAGAGGCCAAAAACUGCUGUGGAAUUACUGCGAUGUAGACGAUUGUUCUGAAGAAGGGAUUGCGCCCUCAGAUGCUCCAUCUCCUCCAGCCCCUCCUGCUCCUUCAGCUACUUCAGCUAUUCCUAAUCCCCCUACUCCAGAGCCAACACCAGCUACCCCAGACCAAGAGCCAACCAAGCCUCCACAACCUAGCGAUGCCUCACCCACUCCCACAUUUUCUGAAACACGGUUCAGCACUUGUGGGAAGCCACAGCCAAAGAAACGCUUAUCUCGAAUCUAUGGGGGAUUGAAGGUGUCCCCUGGGGCAUUACCCUGGCAGGUCUCCCUGCAAGCGAGACCCAAGGGAUCUACUCAGAAGUACAAGCACAUCUGUGGAGGGGUUCUCAUUGAAAGCUGCUGGAUACUGACAGCUGGACACUGCGUUCAUAAACAAGAGGACAUGAAGGUGGUUAUGGGAGGACUCUCUCUGGACACCAGUGAGCCUACUGAGCAGAUCUUUGACGUUGAAGAAGCUAUUGUGCAUGAAAACUACAAGGAGACUCCAGUGUCAGUUCACAAUGACAUCGCAUUGCUGCGACUUGAAGACACAGAUGGUGUUUGUGCCAAUGAAACCCAGUUUGUGAAGGCAGCCUGUCUGCCCGAUGGUCCUCUAGAUGAUGGGGAGGAAUGUACCAUUUCUGGAUGGGGUGCUACUGAGGAAUCUGAUUAUGGUUCCAACCAUUUGUUGGAGGCCAAAGUUCUGCUGAUCAACCAAGAGAAAUGCUCUGAGAGCAGUAUUUAUGGCCCAGUUUUGGAUGAUAGCAUGUUCUGUGCUGGCAAUCUACGAGGAGGGGUCGAUUCCUGCCAGGGUGACUCUGGUGGACCGCUGACCUGUGAGCAGAACAGCACUCAUUUUAUUUAUGGUCUGGUGAGCUGGGGAGACCAAUGCGGAAAGAAAAAUAAGCCUGGGGUCUAUGCACGGGUCACUCACUUCCUGGACUGGAUCAAAUCAAAGACUCAAGCAUCACCUAAAUGAGGGGCAUUUACUGUCAUUCUGCAUCCAGUAGAACUUGGGGCCAAUGAUGUACUGAAGCUCACUUAUUAGGCUGACUAUGAAUGUAAUUAUAUCUAAGCCACAUAUGUACUUUUAAGGAGAACAUCUUGAAGUAUUCUACGUAUUUGGUAAUGAUUUGACGGUUAUGAUGAUGAUGAUAUCAAUUCCGUAAUAGCUUUGAGUCAGGAAUGCCUUAGAAAUUGUUUUACAUCUUUGGUUUAAUUGACUGUAAAGGAUUUAUGAAUUUAAAGAUGCAAUAUGUUCCCACACAUGAUUUUAUUAAACUAUUAGUGAACAAAUGA
Messenger RNA from Syngnathus typhle (broad-nosed pipefish), 2211 nucleotides. RefSeq names its product hyaluronan binding protein 2 (gene habp2). Gene Ontology annotation, biological process: proteolysis. The transcript is spliced from 13 exons. Gene Ontology annotation, molecular function: serine-type endopeptidase activity. Lineage: Eukaryota; Metazoa; Chordata; Actinopteri; Syngnathiformes; Syngnathidae. The record is from RefSeq and is a predicted model, not a curated record. The coding region runs from base 50 to 1891 and encodes 613 amino acids.